GGCCGCUCCCGGCAGCCCCCGCGCACAAGAUGGCGGCGCGGGGCGGCGGGCGGUGAGCGGGGGCGCGGCCCCGGGCAGACAUGACCUACACGGCCGAGCAGCUGGACGGGGUGCGGCGGAUCAAGCGGUGCCGGGACUACUACGAGAUCCUGGGCGUGGGCCGGGACGCCGGCGAGGAGGAGCUGAAGCGCGCGUACCGCCGGCUCGCCCUCAAGUUCCACCCCGACAAGAACCGCGCGCCCGGGGCCACCGAGGCCUUCAAAGCAAUAGGCAAUGCUUUUGCAGUUCUGAGCAACCCUGAGAAGCGACUGCGAUAUGAUGAACUGGGAAGUGACCAAGAGCACGUCAGCACUGGCCAGGCCAGGCACUACAAUUACUACACAGAGUUUGAAGCAGACAUUACACCAGAAGAAAUAUUCAAUGUGUUUUUUGGUGGGCAUUUUCCUACAGGAAAUAUCCACAUGUUCUCAAAUGUAGCCAGAGAUGCACAUUAUUACCCACGGAGGCACCGGACUGAAAGGGCAUGGACACAGGAGCAGGAGGAGGAAGACAACAGGCCACAGAAUUCCUAUUCUGCAUUUAUCCAGUUGAUGCCAGUUUUCAUCAUCAUAGUAGUGUCAGUGAUAACCCAGCUGAUGGCCACCAACCCUCCCUACAGCUUAUUCUACAAGUCGUCCAUCGGCCACGUCAUUAUCAGAGAAACAGAGAACUUGCAGGUGCCUUACUAUGUCGAUAGGAACUUUGAGAAGAAUUAUCAAGGAGCAGAACUCCAAGAGCUCGAGAAGACUGUUGAGAAGGAUUACAUAGACUAUAUUCAGACCAGCUGCUGGAAGGAGAAACAGCAAAAGUCUGACUUGUCCAAUUUGGCCAAGCUCUACAGAGAUGAGAGGUUAAAACAGAAAGCAGAAUCCCUGAAACUUGAGCACUGUGAGAAGCUCUCCAGUCUGAUUGGGAUGCACAAAGGGGGCUGAGCAGGAUGCAACACGUUCCAUAGUUUUAUUUAUUGCUGUUUUAAGUUAUGUUUUUAUUUUCCUUUGUAUAAAAAGGGAAGGAGUCUAUUGUAAGGAGUGGAUAUUGGAGUCCUUCUGCAUGUACUGCAGAGAGGGGCCAGCACGAGCUGCAGAGCUGCUGUUUGCUGUAAUAUAUCCUGUACAUUAGAUUCGGUUCCAAGGACCAGUGGCACUUUGUACAUUCAUUCCAGGGAGAUUCUCUUAGUUUGGAACCCCUCUGAAUCCAAACAGUGUGUGCUUCCCAGGAGAGCAAGCACAUGCCUUGGCUUUCCAUGUUUUCUGUGGAGCUGCAGUGCAGUGGAUCCCAUGGGCAGCGCUGUGCUCAGUGCUGGGUGUCAGCUCCCCUUCCCAUUCAGCACCGAGGCUGCCCCUGCCUCCACGGCGCUGUGAAGGAAUGUUGGGGUGGUUCCAGUGUCCUGUGCAGUGCUGAGGGCAGGAGGGACAGGUACCUGCCCCAGGUGAGCACCUGAGCACACUCCCAGCUCUCCCUCUGUCCAAGGGACUGUACCCUGUGCUGCUCCAAGGGAGGGCCGUGUCCAUCCUGCUCCGUGUGACACCAACACGACCAAGAAGAUGGGAGUGUGAACUGCACCAAUUCCAGUGGCUGCAAAACUGUAAGGAAAGGACAACCAUGUUGAUUUUCUCAUCUGUUUUCAGUGGCAUAUUUUGAAGCUGGCUGUUACAUUCUGACUUGGAUCUGCACACUCUUCUCCAGCUGCUCCAGGGGCCCUGCUUUUCCCGGUACAGUUCUCAUGUAGCACAUUUUUACUCUGCUGAGCAGUUAUGAAUGUUUCACUGUAGCCAUCAGUAUUGCAAAGAAAAAGACCCAUGUGGUAGUGUC
Molecule: messenger RNA, 1851 nt
Organism: Neopelma chrysocephalum (saffron-crested tyrant-manakin)
Lineage: Eukaryota; Metazoa; Chordata; Aves; Passeriformes; Pipridae
Gene: DNAJC18
Product: DnaJ heat shock protein family (Hsp40) member C18
Exons: 7
Coding region: 81-971 (296 amino acids)
Biological process (GO): cellular response to misfolded protein
Cellular component (GO): endoplasmic reticulum membrane
Molecular function (GO): Hsp70 protein binding
Source: RefSeq, a predicted model, not a curated record